AUGGCAAGUAUAGCGAUGCGAAUGUUUUUGUAUACUGCCACUGUUGUUCAGAUAACUUGCGCUGAUGUGUUGAAUAACGAGCUCUCUGGUUGGCCAGAAAUCCUGUGCAACGCCGAAUCGAUCGAAAUGCGAUUCAAAACCACGAAAGAAUUCCAAGGUAAGGUGUACGUGAAAGGAAGUUACCAGCAUCCCGAUUGUCGCGUCGAAUACACCUCCAAAGUAGCUCGACAAGCAUCUACACGAGGAAUAAAAAUUGAGCAUGGAACAUGUAACAUGAGCAGACAGAGACUGGUACCUCCAGAAGGCAUGAUUCUCUCUACAGUUCUCGUCAUCAGUUUUCAUCCCCUCUUCAUUACCAAAGCGGACAAAAUGUUUAACGUCAGGUGUAUGUACAAAGAAUCUUCACAAUCUAUCACCUCUAAACUCUACGUCAGCAUGUUACCAUCCGAACAAUUACCCACCGGCUCGAUCUCUCCGACGUGUUCCUAUACCAUUAGGAGGGAUUCCCUAGAUGGUGAAAUCCUUGCAUACGCCAAAGUUGGUGAUCAAGUGGUACACAGAUGGAAUUGCGAUACA
Messenger RNA from Cooperia oncophora, 576 nucleotides. Lineage: Eukaryota; Metazoa; Nematoda; Chromadorea; Rhabditida; Trichostrongylidae. The record is from the annotation of a GenBank genome assembly.